AUGCCUGACUCGGACAGCGGUGAUGAGUUUAAUGACGAGGUACAGUCUAGUUCCCAUCCCAAGCUCUCGAUCUCACCGAGUUCCUCGAACACACUUAACUUCUCUUCAACUACACAGAACUUCAUCGUCGAUAUCGACAGCAUCCAGGCCCAUGGGAUUGGUGCUGCUGAUAUCGCCAAAUUGAAGGCCAAUGGAUUUUACACUGUGGCAUCUGUUCACGGCGCUACGCGCAAGACACUCCUAAAAAUCAAGGGAUUCAGUGAAGUCAAGGUGGAAAAGGUCAAAGAGGCGAUUCAGAAGUGCCUGCCAUUUGCCUCUGGAUUCGUGACUGCCAUGGAACUCUGGCAUCAGCGGAAGAAGGUCGUGCGCAUCUCGACGGGGAGCAAGCAGUUCGACUCUAUCCUCGGAGGCGGAUUCCAAAGCAUGAGCAUCAGUGAGGUCUUUGGCGAGUUCCGCUGCGGCAAGACCCAACUGUCACACACCAUGUCCGUGAUUGCACAGCUGCCCAAAGAAAUGGGCGGGGCCGAUGGCAAGGUUGCUUAUAUCGACACCGAAGGCACUUUCCGGCCAGAGCGCAUCGCACAGAUUGCUGAGCGCUUUGGCGUCGAUCCGGAUUCCGCCCAGGAGAACAUCGCCUAUGCCCGCGCUCUCAACAGCGAGCACCAGCUAGAGUUGCUCAAUACGCUCAGCCGUGAGUUUGCUGCGGGUCAGUAUCGGCUUCUUGUCAUUGACAGCAUCAUGAACUGCUUUCGCGUGGACUAUUGUGGCCGGGGAGAGCUGGCAGAUCGGCAGCAGAAGCUGAACCAGUUUCUGAUGAAGUUGGCUCAUAUGGCAGAAGAGUUCAACGUGUGUGUUCUGAUGACAAAUCAAGUCCAGAGUGACCCUGGUGCAAGUGCCUUAUUCGCUGGGGCUGAUGGCCGCAAGCCUGUGGGAGGCCAUGUUCUGGCCCAUGCCUCUACUACGCGGGUACUUCUCCGCAAAGGCCGCGGAGAAGAGCGCGUGGCGAAGAUCCAAGACUCGCCUGACUGUCCCGAGCGAGAAGCGACCUAUAUCAUCACCAAUGGUGGCAUCAAUGAUCCCGACAAGAUCGCAGGGUACACGACCCUACCUUUGAAACUCCCUGAAACAUCCGUCUCCCCGGGGCCAGCAACGCAUUACCUCUAUCUCCGGCCGCACGAACCUCGCAUCCCAGACCCCGACUCCUCUCGCUCGCUUUUCGUCGUCAACGUCCCCAUUGAUACGACUGAAAUCCACCUGCGGUAUCUGUUCGGCACCCAACUGUCAGCCGGUCGCGUCGAGCGGGUCCAGUUCGAAGAUGUCCCAGUGAAAAAGCGCGGCGUGGCCGCCGCCACCGAGAACAAUCUCUCGCAUCGCAGCAAAAAGCGCAAGCGCGUCACCGUCGACGACCUCCAAAGUCGACUGGAUGAUGUGGCGCUCCCGUCUACCUGGGACCGCCAGUUACAGAAGAGCGGCGCCCAUGCCAUCGUCGUCUUCGCCGAUCGCCCGAGCAUGGAAGCUAGCCUGAAAGCCGCCGCCAAGGCCGCGAAAAAAGGCACCACUCUCGUCUGGGGCGAGGGAAUCCCCAAAGAUCGCGUGCCAGUACUCGGUUUGCAGCGGUAUCUCGCUCAUGAGCGACUCCGUUACCCGGAUCGGGCGGCGCUGCUCCGUACCGUUAACGACUACAUGACGGUCUUCUCGCAGGUUGCCGAAGCCCGGAAACGCGCCGAGUCGCAGAAGGCGCAGGAGCCGGACGAGGAUGGAUUUGUCACUGUCACCCACGGGCCUAAGUUGAACUCGAUUGCCCGCGAGGAUGAAGUCCGAGAAUUGGUCGAGAAGCAGAAAAAGAAGGCCGAGGGUCUGGAGGACUUCUAUCGGUUCCAAUCUCGGGAGAAGAGGAAGGAGCGCCAGAAUGAGCUGCUGAAGAAGUUCGACGAGGAUAAGAAGAAGCUACAGGAUAUCAAGAGCCGAAGAGGGAAGAUUCGGCCGGAGUGA
Molecule: messenger RNA, 1992 nt
Organism: Penicillium alfredii
Lineage: Eukaryota; Fungi; Ascomycota; Eurotiomycetes; Eurotiales; Aspergillaceae
Product: recombinase DMC1
Exons: 9
Coding region: 1-1992 (663 amino acids)
Biological process (GO): reciprocal meiotic recombination; DNA recombinase assembly; mitotic recombination
Cellular component (GO): nucleus; condensed nuclear chromosome
Molecular function (GO): ATP binding; double-stranded DNA binding; ATP-dependent DNA damage sensor activity
Source: RefSeq, a predicted model, not a curated record